Tripterygium wilfordii is the source of this 1240-nucleotide messenger RNA. RefSeq names its product probable carboxylesterase 120. The record is from RefSeq and is a predicted model, not a curated record. The coding region runs from base 52 to 1083 and encodes 343 amino acids. The transcript has a single exon. Gene Ontology annotation, molecular function: hydrolase activity. NCBI's taxonomy places the organism in Eukaryota, Viridiplantae, Streptophyta, Magnoliopsida, Celastrales, Celastraceae.
CAGCGAUCACAACCUCCUGCAGAAUAAUCAUCGUCAUCCCGAAAACCAACUAUGUCAGGUGAUCAAGCUGCGUCCUUCAUUAUUCCUAAGCCCACCACUGAUCUUUACGACUAUGUGGGUCUCAUACGCCACCCUGAUGGCACCAUCUUACGAAAACCCGCCGCCCAGUUCCCGGAAAGGGCAGCCACACCUGAUCCCAACCAGUCAACUGAUCUUGUUCUCUCCAAAGACAUACCUGUUAACCAAGCAAAGAAAACUUGGGCUCGAGUAUUCAUGCCUCGCGAUGCACUAGAUUCCUCCUCCUCCUCCGCAACCACACCACUACUGCUUCCUCUUAUUGUGUACUUCCACGGCGGAGCAUUUACUAUGUCCUCUCCGGCUAGUUUCAUGAUUCACGAUUUUUGUUUCAAUAUCGCGUUACGUCUUUCCGCUGUUGUUGUUUCCGCCAGUUACCGUCUCGCACCCGAACACCGCCUCCCUGCAGCCCACGACGACGCGCUGGAAGCGCUGCACUGGAUCAAAACUUCCGAAGAUGAUUGGUUGAAGAAACACGCUGAUCUUACCAAGUGUGUUGUCAUGGGGACCAGCUCAGGUGGUAACAUAGCCUACCACGCUUGUCUACGAGCAGCGGCAAACGUGGACGAUCUUAGGCCGAUGAGGAUCAAGGGUCUGAUAAUGCAUUGUCCGGGGUUUAGUGGGUCCGAGAGGACUGAAUCGGAGUUGAGGAUGGCCCACCACGAAUAUUUGCCUGCUGCUUUUUUUGAUCUAGUGUGGGAACUUGCCCUGCCAGUGGGCGCUGAUCGUGAUCAUGAGUACGGCAAUCCGACAGUGAAUGGGGGAUCAAAGUCGUUGGAGAAGUUUAAAGAUUUGGAUUGGAAGGUAUUGGUUACUGGCGGCGAUAAAGACCCACUGAUAGACCGUCAGAUUGGAGUGGCUAAGAUGAUGGAAGAAAAAGGUAUAAAAGUGGAGACUCGUUUCGUCGCAGGAGACGAUCACGCGGAAGAUGCACUCGAUCACUCCAAAAUGGAUCUACUGCUUCAUGCCAUGAAGAAUUUCGUCUUCUCAGCAGUUACUGCUGAAUAAGUUGUUUGGUCCGUUUGGUGAUAAUGAUAUUAGUGGUAUCCUAUGUACCCAAUAAAUUGGAUGAUAAUACCCGAGUCUAGUUGAAGUAAUAAGAAUAGUGUAGUAUGUACCGUGUAUCAUAUUAGGUUCGAAUUCUCUUCUCCGUUUGAAAAAAUAA